AUGCCUGACGACGAGCAAGCGGCCCAAUCAACAUCUUCAACAACGCGAAGAUGCCUGACAGGCACACAGCAGCACGCUGAUCGUGUCGCCACCUGCGUCAUAGAGAAGUUUGAGAGCCUGAAAAAACAUGGUAAACCGCAAGGCAAGGAGUGGACUGUACUCGCUGGUGUCGUUCUCCGGACAAAGACAUCGAGCUCAUCAAGGGAGUCUGUUAGGAAAUCAGCAGGAGACCAAAAUGAAGGAAACAGAAACACAGUGCACGAAACGCAAGGCCUCGAUGAACGAGGCAAACACGACGAGCAGGAGGAUCGUGACGAGGACGCUUCUUACCGAUGUAUAGUUUUGGCCACUGGGACAAGGUGUGCAGGUAGGCAGCUUGCGGCAGAAGAUUAUCUAAAUGGCUCAAUUGUCCGGGACUGCCAUGCGGAGGUGCUGGCACAAAAAGGCUUGCGGUUGUGGCUUGCUUCAGCUCCUGACGAUACAGUGAUGGGUCUUUUGGAAAUGAGUGGGAAGCUAGAAGAAAGG
Messenger RNA from Amoebophrya sp. A25, 525 nucleotides. The record is from the annotation of a GenBank genome assembly. Lineage: Eukaryota; Dinophyceae; Syndiniales; Amoebophryaceae.